AUUUGUCAGCGGAUCAUGCAGCUGAUGUCAUCGAAUGACGAGUUCCGCGGCGUCCCGCGCAUUGCGGCCAGGGCGGGCGGGGGGCGCUCGGGCGGCGCGGGGCGGGCGGGCGCGGGGUCGGGCGGCGGCGGCGCGCAGUGCUCCUCGCGCAGCGGUCACCGGAGCGGCGUUCACUCGGCGGCGCGCCGCGGCGCGACAUGCCCAGCUGAUGUUUAUUUAUACCGCGAGCUCGGCGGAGGGCGCGCGCGGGAGGCCCUCCCCUCCGCGGCACCACCGCGUAGCGUGAUGCAGACGAGCGAGCGAGCCGACGCCGCGCACGCCGGUAGCGGCAACAACCCGCAGCGCGGCAUCAACGGUGGCCGCUUCGACUUUGACGACGGUGGCACAUACUGUGGUGGCUGGGAGGAUGGCAAGGCCCACGGUCACGGGGUCUGCACCGGGCCCAAGGGGCAGGGUGCCUACGCUGGAUCAUGGCACUUUGGAUUUGAAGUCUCCGGAGUCUACACCUGGCCCAGUGGCAGCUCAUUCGAGGGCCAAUGGCAGAACGGCAAGCGGCACGGGCUCGGCGUGGAGACGCGCGGGCGCUGGCUGUACCGCGGGGAGUGGUCGCAGGGCUACAAGGGCCGCUACGGGGUCCGCCAGAGCACCACCAGCAACGCCAAGUUCGAGGGCACCUGGGCCAACGGGCUGCAGGAUGGAUAUGGCUCUGAGACUUACGCGGAUGGCGGCACAUACCAGGGCCAAUGGUCGCGCGGCAUGCGGCACGGCUACGGCUCCCGGACGUCCGCCCCGUUCGGGUUGGCGUCCCACUACCGGGGCGCGGCGGCGGGCGCGGCGCGGGACGCCCGCGGCUCCAUGUCGUCGCUGGCCGAGGCGGGCACCCCCGACCCGGCAGAGCGGAGGACCACCCGCAUGGACGACGCAAGGGGCGGCUUCGUGCUCAAGGCUUCUUCCGACGAGCCCGCCGGCCGCAGGGGGUCGCUCGUCGAAAAAACUAAGAAAGGACUUUUCUCUAAGCUCCGCAAGCAGCGCAGCGCGGGCGAGCUGGACAAGCGCGGCACCAGCUCGGUGCGCUCCGGCGGCUCCGGCGGCUCGGGCUCCAGCUGGGUGUCCUCCGUCGACUCCACGCACUCCGCCAUGACGCACGGCUCGCUGCACACAGACUCUAAUGCCAGUUUUAUGGUCGAGGAUGAACAUCUGGAUGCAAGCGUAACAGAGACAUACUUGGGGGAAUGGAAGAACGACAAGCGCACGGGGUUCGGGGUGAGCGAGCGCAGCGACGGACUUCGCUACGAGGGCGAGUGGUUCAACAACAGGAAGUACGGCUACGGAGUGACCACGUUCCGCGACGGCACGCGAGAGGAGGGCAAGUACAAGAACAACGUGCUCAUCACGAGCCAGAAGCGCAAGCACAUGUUCCUGAUGCGCUCGGCCAAGUUCCGCGAGCGCGUGGACUCCGCCGUCAACGCCGCGCAGCGCGCCUCCAAGCUCGCGCUGCAGAAGGCAGAUAUCGCCGUCUCAAGAAUGGCGGUGGCCCGGGGUAAAUCGGAACAAGCCGACGAAGCGGCAGACCAAGCAAAAGAAGACUGUGAUAUAGCACAAGUGACUGCGAAGCAGUUUGCUCCAGAUUUUAAGCACCCUGGCUUUGAUCGAAUAGGCUUAAGAGAUAAAUAUAGACAGAAAACUUUCGACCCUCAGGUGACGAUGCCCGCGCCACAAGAAUCAGAAACGAUGUUAGAUGGAAAGAGCAUUCCAAAUCAUAUCCCUCCGAUGCAUGCACAGGUGCCCCAAAUGAAUAAACAAAUGUCUAACGCUGUUGGUUCUAGAAGGCCUUCAAAUCAAUAUCCGAGACCGCCACAAUCGAUAGACCCACGACUUGCUAACAGUCCUAACAACUAUAACACUGACAACCGAGCAUUAGGACCUCCCUACGGCUCGGGAUACAAUUCUAAUCAAGACACAUGGGCACCCGGCGCAGCUCAGCCCUCGGCAAUGGACAAUAAGAUGCCACUGAAUGAACAGCAGCCAUAUGGAACAACACAACCUGACUCGCAGCAGCAGCAGCCUCCAUACCGUAGGACAGAUGGGAUACAACCACAACAGAGCAUAGAUCAAGCCAAUCCACCUUUUAUGCAACAAUCAAGACGACAAUCGGCCGCCAUGAGACCCACUUUGAAUUCCAGAAUCGCUCAACAGGAAUGGAAUCCUACUCAAGGAACUGUAAGAAGACAAAGUGUAUUAGCACAGCCGACGCUGGACGCGCAGGGGAACCCCUACCCGGACGCCGUGGCCGCCAGCUACGGACGCACCGAGCUGCGCACCGGCGCCGUGUACUCCGAGCAGCCCGCCGACCCGUACCGCCAGAACCAGGACCAGGGCGCCGGCCAGGGCUACCGACCCAACUUCGACCAACAAGGCUAUCGACAAGACACUGACUCACAGAUGUAUCAACAAACGCCAUCGCAGCCCCAAUCGUAUCGACAGAUGCCAUCGGAGCCCCAAACUUAUCGACAACCGACGUCACUCGACCAAGAUAUUGCGAACGGCACGCAAAACCUCCGACAGAAUACGUCGCGGCCGUCGAUAGACUACUUCGAUCACUACAAGAGGCCGCCGAGCCGGGACGGCAGCGUGGACCGGUACGGGCGGCGCUCGCGGCAGGCGUCGGUGGAGGCGACGCCGGCGCCGGCGGGGGCGGGCGCGGGGGGCGCGGCGUCGCGGGCGGGGUCCCAGGCGCCGCAGCCCGCGCCCGCGCCCGCGCCGCUGCUGGGCUCGCGCGCCGCCACGCCCGCCGCCGGGAACGGCCACCUGGCCUCCGGGCGCGGCUCCAUAUCGCGGGCCACCUCACGCGAACCCGCCUUCGAGGAGUCGCUGAUGCGGAAGAGGAACCUGGGCCAGGACAUCUCCCCAUCCCUGUACCAGCCGAAGCGUACAGAGAGCCUGUACGUGGCGCAGAGCCCCGCGCCCGCGCCCGCGCCCGUGCUCGGCGGCGGCGGAGGGGGCGGACGGAAGAUGCUGAGCGCGCCGCAGCCGCUGCAGCGCAAGAAGUCGCUGCCGGAGGUGCGCGACGCGGCGGGCGCGGGCGUCAUGUCGCGCGAGGAGGUGUCCAUGCUGGGCUCCGCGCGCCGCGAGGAGGUGCGCCGCAUGCAGGACGAGUCGGAGAAGCUGCGCGCCAACCCGCUGCUCUACCUCGUCAGUCCGCAAGUCAAGGACUGGUUCUCCCGCCAGCAGCUGGUGAUCCUGGUGCUGUUCAUCAACAUCUCGCUCGGCAUCAUGUUCUUCAAGCUGCUGACGUAGCGGCGGGGGGCGCGCGCGCGCCGUCUGUCCUACGCAACACGCUACUGUACAUAUUUUGAAUCGUUAUAACUUUGCAAAUAGCCAAACAUGUUUCGAUAUGCAAAUGUUUAAAAAAAUAUUACUUGAUCCUUCUUUUGAUACGAGUUACAUUUUAAAUAUCUAAAUAAAAGAUUUUUACCAUUUAGUAGUCGAUAAGGACUUCGGUUUGCUAGUGUAUCUUAUUUAUGAUGUCGUGUAAUAUUGUGGAGCAGUACACCGCCGCCGCGGGCUGCACGGACUACGCUGAAGAGUGAUACAUUCAUCACAAUGUACAAUAUUUUGUGCCACUUCAUAGAUUCUAUUUAUCAUUAAUAGCCUUAACAUAUGGAAGUGAACACCGCAUUUCCAUAUUAUAUACAGAAUACAACUCUACAUUAGAAAAGUUAUCCAAUCAUCAAUUUUAAUAAACUAUUGCCACUGGCUAGUUAUUUAUGUAUAAUGAUGUAAACAGAGUUGCACCGACAUUUCCGGAACUGUAGUACUUAUGGCGGUACCUACAGAUGGUAUAGGUACGUAGAUAGCUCGAGAAGUGUUUACUUAUGAACAGGAGAUGAAUUGAUUGAUCGUUUCGUAGGAGUAUAUAAACCGUACUCGUAGCUGUACAGCUAUAAGCUAUGUAUAAUAUUUAUCUCUGAUAAUAUGCCUUCGACGUGAAAUUGUGACUGUUAUAUUCUUACAUGUGUAUAUGAAUUAGGUACUGGCUAUUGGUAUAAAUGAAACAUGUACAUACCUACAACGAAAAAUGGAGCAGUGCUAUGAGCACACACGCAGAUAGCUGACGUCGUUUAGCGAAUACUAUGCAGAAUUAAUACCCAAUGUAAAUUAAUAUAAUUUAUUUAUACCAUUAAAAAGCUGGAAAGUUAUGUAAAGCAGCUUUCCAAAACAAGAAAGAUAGUUGCUUUUUAUAAAGAAAUGUUAUUGUUUUGUUUUAUUGUGAAAUUCUAUUGAAAUUUUAAACUAAGAGCCCCAAUUUUCUUCAUUUAAAAUGUCUUGGGUGCUAUAUCAUGUACAAGUAUAAGUAACUUAAGUGAUUAUGGAAGCACAAAUAACAAGAAUGUAAAUAAAUUAUUAACCCUGUUAUAUGAGUAUAGUUAGAUGCUAAUAUUAGUGGGAUCCAUGAAAGCUUUUCAUACGGAAUUGUAAUAUCUGUGUACUUAUAAUUAUUAAUAUUUAUUAUUGAAAGUCCCACAAUUUUUACGAAAAACGUUUUUUCAUGAAGUCAAUUCUAUAACCAGUUUUUGAUAGAUGAAAACUUUAUUAUAUAUAUACUUAUCUUAUUGAGUAAAUAAUCUGGGAAGCGCGAGUGAAAGAGAGUGUGCUUAAUUUGGUAUUUACUUGUAUAAUGCAUUAAGUGAACGGAGAUACAGUUGGUAAGACAGUUUUCACACUUUCAUUAAAUAUUAUAUGUUUAAACACAUAAGUUUUAAAUGUAAGAAUUUUAAUUACUUGUAUCAAUUUUAUCUUCUACGUUUCACAAUUAAAAUAUUUUAACAAAACUC
Molecule: messenger RNA, 4835 nt
Organism: Plutella xylostella (diamondback moth)
Lineage: Eukaryota; Metazoa; Arthropoda; Insecta; Lepidoptera; Plutellidae
Cellular component (GO): junctional membrane complex; endoplasmic reticulum membrane; plasma membrane
Source: RefSeq, a predicted model, not a curated record